Molecule: messenger RNA, 1260 nt
Organism: Humulus lupulus (European hop)
Lineage: Eukaryota; Viridiplantae; Streptophyta; Magnoliopsida; Rosales; Cannabaceae
Product: BAG family molecular chaperone regulator 4-like
Exons: 4
Coding region: 204-1034 (276 amino acids)
Biological process (GO): protein stabilization
Cellular component (GO): cytoplasm
Molecular function (GO): adenyl-nucleotide exchange factor activity; protein-folding chaperone binding
Source: RefSeq, a predicted model, not a curated record
CAAAAAUUGGCCUUUUUUUCUUCUAGUCCCAACCGACCAACCGCUAGCUCUAAUAGUGUGUUGAGAAGUCCAUGUCCUCAAGUUACUUUAGUUUGGUUUGAUGAGUCUGACUCAAGCCUUCUUUCAAUAAUCACAGACAGGCUUCUCUUACCUCUCACAAACUCCAAAUUACCUUUCCUUGUGUUUGCAUCAUUCUAUUUUUCAUGAUAUUUUCUGAGGUUACUUGGUCUAGAAUGAAAAGAUCCAUUUCCAAAAAUACCAAUGUGACAAAUGGUUUUAAUAAGGUCAUAGAUUGGGAGCUUAGACCAGGUGGUAUGCUUGUUCAGAAGAGAGACAUUGGGGAUGCCUCUUCUGGGCCUAUGAUCAAGAUCAAGGUUUCCCAUGGUUCUUAUCACCAUGAUAUUACUGUCCCUGCUCAAUAUACUUUUGGUGAUCUAAAAAGGGUUCUUGCCCCUGAAACUGGGCUGCAGCCCAAGGAGCAGAGAUUGUUGUUUAGAGGGAAAGAAAAAGAGGACAGUGAGUGUUUGGACAUGGUUGGAGUAAAAGACAUGUCCAAGAUUAUAUUACUGGAAGACCCAGCUAGCAAAGAGAAGAAGCUUGAAGAGUUAAAGAAAAAUGAAGGCCUUUUGAAAGCGUACGAAGCUGUUGCCCAAGUUAGAGCAGAGGUUGACAAGCUCUCUCAGAAGGUUGUCACUCUGGAGACAAUGAUGCGCAGUGGUACCAAACUUGCAGAUAAGGAGUUUGUUGUUUUGACAGAGUUGCUGAUGAUGCAGCUCCUUAAAUUGGAUACAAUACAGGCUGAUGGAGAAGCCAAAGCCCAGAGGCGAAUUGAGGUUCGACGUGUCCAGAGCUUUGUGGAUACACUUGACAACCUUAAGGCAAGAAACUCAAAUUUCUUAGGCAACAACACUAAGAAUGCAGUUUCAGUGAGUACAAAAUGGGAGACUUUUGAGUCAGGGCUUGGAAGCCUAAGUGCUCCAUCAUCAAUGCAAUCUUCUACCAAAAUAACUCAGCAGUGGGAACUAUUUGACUAAGUAAGAAAAUAAAAUAAAAAAGUUUGUAUAAAGUUGGUAAAUGUUGUAUCUCUUAAAUAUAAUUUUGUAAAACUCGAUGAGAAGCUGGUUUUUUUUGUAGAGGCAGGCAUAGAGAAAUAUGAAUCAACAGCUUUGAAGUAUACUGUAUAUAUGAUUUAUUUGAUGUAUGUGUUGUGUUUAUAUAUUUCAUGGUUGAAAAUAAAAUAAAAUUGAUUAAACUUACAAA